Messenger RNA from Lacerta agilis (Sand lizard), 1000 nucleotides. RefSeq names its product lin-37 DREAM MuvB core complex component (gene LIN37). Gene Ontology annotation, cellular component: transcription repressor complex; Myb complex. The transcript has 10 exons. The coding region runs from base 124 to 876 and encodes 250 amino acids. NCBI's taxonomy places the organism in Eukaryota, Metazoa, Chordata, Lepidosauria, Squamata, Lacertidae. Gene Ontology annotation, biological process: negative regulation of transcription by RNA polymerase II. The record is from RefSeq and is a predicted model, not a curated record.
GCUGCCUGGCAGGAGCUUGGCAAAAAAAGAUCCCAGAGAUCCAGCCUCAUCGAUCACGUGAAGGGUCGGUAGGGAAAGAGGAAACUGCUGUAAGGUAAAAAGGGAACUGUGAUUCUGGUAAACAUGCUACACGUGAAGGUGAAAACGGAAAAGCCAGAUCUAGAGACGGCCAAUGCUCGAAACCGCCUCGAUGCUGUGCUGCAAUGCCUACUGGAGAAGUCUGAGGUUGAUCGGGAGCAGAUGGAAGAGGACUCUGGGAAGACUCCCUCAGAUGUACUCAGCAAGGACUCUUCUCCUACUGCCACAGGAAAGAGGCCGUCCAGCCGGUUCUCUCACCACCGCCGCAAGAAGAGGAAGGAGACGGACGAUGGAUUGACGGAGGGUGGGCAGCAGAAACAGAACACCUAUGUCAUCAAGCUGUUUGACCGGAGCGUGGACCUGGCGCAGUUCUCCGAGAGCACCCCGCUGUACCCCAUCUGUCGGGCCUGGAUGCGGAACAGCCCCAUGGUCCGGGAGCAGGAGCGAUCUCCCAGCCCGAAUCUGCCCGUCCUACUGGAGGAUGAGGAGGGCGCCGAAGGUCUGAAUGGGAAGAGCCAGGAUGUGUACAAGCUGCCGCCUCCUGCUCCCUGCCACACAAAUGCCGCAGGGGAACCAGUAAACCUGCGUGUGCCAUCCCCGCUAGAGCCAGAGGACAAGGAGAAAGGAGCUGCUGACACGGCUUCUGAUUCCGUACCACCAUCAAUGUCCUCCCUCAUCUACAAGAACAUGGAGCGGUGGAAGAAGAUCAGGCAGAGGUGGAAAGAGGGAUCGCACAAGAACCAGCUGCGAUACUCGGAGAGCAUGAAGAUUCUGAAGGAGAUGUACGAGCGGCAGUGAGAGACACAUCUGACUACGGCCAACAACCUUUUGUAAAUCUCCCCUUCCCUGGAGUCCUUUGCCUUGGCAUUAACUGGCUUCAGUUUUAUGGAACAAUAAACACAGUAUUUGGAAUAUGUCCACA